Messenger RNA from Eublepharis macularius, 2581 nucleotides. It is a transcript of the gene PPP1R2, whose product is annotated as protein phosphatase 1 regulatory inhibitor subunit 2. Gene Ontology annotation, molecular function: protein phosphatase inhibitor activity. Bases 15 to 707 code for a protein of 230 amino acids. The record is from RefSeq and is a predicted model, not a curated record. The transcript is spliced from 6 exons. Gene Ontology annotation, biological process: regulation of signal transduction. NCBI's taxonomy places the organism in Eukaryota, Metazoa, Chordata, Lepidosauria, Squamata, Eublepharidae.
CGUCGGCGGCCGGGAUGGAGGCGAAGGCGGCGUCGGGCUCCGGCAGGCCCGUCAGAGGCAUCCUCAAGAACCGCUCCGGCUCCGGCGGCCCCGGCCCCGGCGCGCCCCCGCCGCCCGCGCCCGGCCCCGCCGCCCCGCGCGCCCACGAGCAGGAGGAGGACGCCGCCGGCAAGAAGAGCCAGACGUGGGACGAGAUGAACAUCCUGGCCACCUACCACCCGCCGGGCAAGGACUACGGCCUCAUGAAGAUCGACGAGCCCAGCACGCCCUACCGCAGCAUGGUAGGAGACGACGAAGAUGCUGGCAGUGACACGGAAUCCGGUGAAGCCCUGACUGCAGAUGUGCUGGCUAGAAAGUUAGAAGCUGCAGCAGAAGGGAAAGGACCAAAGAUCCUUGCUCCACAAGAGAGCAGUGAUGAAGAGGAGGAGGAGGAGGAAGAGGAGGAACUGACCCCAGAAGAGCUCGAAAAAAAAAGGCAGUUUGAAAUGAAGAGAAAAAUGCACUACAAUGAAGCUCAGAACAUCAAACUUGCGAGGCAAUUGAUUGAGAAGGAACUGCGGGGUGAUGCAGCCGAUGAGGAAGAGGACGAGGAAGAGAUGCGGGAUGCAGCAAGCUCAGAACAAAUGAGCCCAGAACUUGCGCCGGCGCCUAGCGAUCCGCUCGAGAACGUGGCACACAGCCUAGAAGAAGUCUGCUCGGGACUCUAGCUGCUCCUCAGGCCAGGCCAGACCAGACCUCUGUAUUCGCUGCUUCACUGCUCUGCAGUUCUGGCUCAAGUACUGGGGAGCGUAGGAGCUCUCACUUUUGUAUUGCCAAGAACGGUGGUGAUGGUCAGAGCUUGUCUGUUGGGCAGGUGGAAACUUUGCCAAGCUGGUGUAUUCUUGUGCCUCUUUGCAGAGAAGACCACUCCAUUCAUCACCUGCCGAAGAAUGUGGCGCGGUGCUGGUGACCUUGGCACAUUCAUGUCGCUCCUCUUUCUGGUUUCGAAACAUGCAAAACAGUCACUCUUGUGCUCUGUUCUUCCUUUAAGUGGCUGCAUGAGGAAGGGCUGUGGCAUUGAUGUGCCAAACUACGCAGCCAAGAAUAAUUGCACCUGUAUUGAACUUCCCGGCACUUUGCAAGAUCUACUAAAAGAAGGGAUUAGAUUAGUAGAGUAGCUUUCCUUUUUGGUAGAAUUUCCUGGUUUCCUUCCUCCCCCCCCCCACCCCGGUUUCAUAAUUGAGCUGGUCAAUAUGCAACAAAGGUUUUCUGCACAGCUAGCUCUCGAGAGAAGGGCGCCACAUUCAUGUUUGUGGCCAAAAAAAAGGGAGAAUGGUUUUUGCAUGUCCUCUCGGGUUCCUGAGAUGUGGGAUGAUCGAAGUCUGAAAAUGGUGGGAAGACUUCAACACGUGGUGGUGCUUUGUCACGCUCUGUUCUGCCUGUGAUGGACUCGGCUUUGGACCGCUGCCUUUGGCUUUCUCACCUUUCUGUUCCAUCCUUCUCAUGUGCCACUCAAGAGUCCCUUGGGCAUGUGGCUCUGCCUUCAGAGAGAGACAUCACCUUUGACAAUCCACACUCGCGAAAGCGAGUGUUCUCUCCGGUAAUCCCAAGCAUCUGUCCUCUUCUGACCGCUGCCUUCUGGCCUCUUCUCUGUCUCUGUCCAGUGCAUGGCUAGUCCAGCAGGUUGUGGGAAUGCCACAGGCAUUAGAGAGCCUGGAAGCAGAGUUAGGGCAGGCGAGGUGGAAAGCCAGCCGCCGCCGUGGGGUCCUGCUCGAGGACUGUGAAGGGGAAGCCAAGAGUUUGUUUUCAUGUUCAUUCUAAUUAUGCGCACGCACAAAUACUCCCGAGUGUGGAAAGCUCUGCUUUGUCUUUGUUCCUUAAUUUUGAUUUAAAUUUGGUGUGUUGACAGCUCCAUACAAUUUUAUGGGUCUAAUUUAAGGUGACUUACUGUCUACCAUGUGAGUGUGAAGUCUGAAUAAAGUACUGAAACUCAUGUUGUAGUUUACUGAGCUUUGUGUGGGACUUUUGUAAAGCCCCGGCUUCUCUAUACCUAGGACAGGUGCCGUGUGUAUGUGCCCAGGUGGUCAAUGGAAGUGCACAAGACAAAGGGAUGCCCAGUCUGUGCAAGCUGCCUGGCCUUCUGUAGGCAGUCUUUGUCUCUUUGAUACUGACGUGGAAGGAAAGGGCCUUUCCUAGCUCACUGCUUUGUUCCAGUAAAAAGACCGGCCCUUAGUAGAGCAUUGGUCAUUUGCAGCCUGAGGCUUCAUUCUGGCGACCUGCAAGCUUGAAACGGGUGGGCCUCUCCAGUCCCAUGGGGUGGCCCAGGGCGGUCAGGAAGGCUCCUGAACUUCUGUGGUUCUGCAAACUAUGUGAAGCGAUUGUUCAGGAGGGCAUAAAAGCCACAGUGCUCUGUUGUACUGGAACGGCUCGUGAAGGUGUUUUAAUAAAAGAAACAGGAGUGUGAACUGUGCUGCCUGUUGUGUUACCAGGUUCUCACUGCAUUGUUUUCUACUUGCUGUCAUUGUUUAACACGUCUAAUGUUUAAGUUUUGUUUCUGAUCUCUGUAAUCCUAGUCCUAUUACAUUGUUUAUUAGAUCUCUUA